Messenger RNA from Pocillopora verrucosa, 2646 nucleotides. RefSeq lists its product as uncharacterized. The record is from RefSeq and is a predicted model, not a curated record. NCBI's taxonomy places the organism in Eukaryota, Metazoa, Cnidaria, Anthozoa, Scleractinia, Pocilloporidae.
GCUACACACCGCUGAGGUCACAGAAUUCAAUAAGAGUCUAAAGCCUUUUCUGCGGAAAAUUCAAGUUUCUUGAGGAUUUUUUUUUCUCGUGAAAUAGUCGCAGUUUUUUCUGCCGACAAAACAAUUAAAAGGGAUGCGUUUGAGUCUCCCGUUCCUUGUGUGCGCUAUCGUCGCCUCUUUGCAUUACAGCACAGAGGCUGAGCGAUUCUCCAACUCCAGAUACCUUCUGGGAAGAGCUCUUCUUAGAAGAGCGCGGGAGAUCAAUGAAACGAGAAGCAAUGGUGACGAGUUAGAGGAUGAGGUGUCGGAGGAAGAAAGGGAAAGAAUUCUGCAAACAGAAGCUGCGGAAGACAUAUUCGUUGGCUCCGGAAAUCACGUGUAUGAGAGCCAGGGGAAAUCGGAGACUUCCGGCUCUAGGCGUGAUGAAACUUCCGGCGAUGAAGGCAAACAGGUCGAGGAAUCGGGAAAUGAUGAAGAUGGUCCCAAUUCCGGUGACAGCGGUGAGGGUGAUAAGAGCGAUGAUGAUGAAAGUGAUGACGACGACGAUGAGGAGAAAAGUGAAGAUGAUGAUGAUGACGAUGGUACAGAGACAAAAAAAGAACAAGAAAGUUCAGACGAUGAGGUUACCAGCGGCUCAGGACUGAUUGAAAAUGAGAACGCUGCAAGGCGUAGCGAGGACGUUUCCGGUUCAGGCUCCGGAAGUGCGCAACAAGAUGAUAACUCGGACCAAUCGGGGUCGGCAGGAAGUGGCGUUGAGGCGUUGACACCCGCAUCAGCAUCAGGAGAUGAGGCUAGCGGAGUUGCAGUACAGAGCAGUGAGAACAACGUGGAGGAAACUGCCUCAAGAAAAUCAGAAAUUGCUACAGUUUCUGGAGAAAGUGAGGACGAAGACGAUGAUAGCGGAAGUGCUGAAGUCAUAAAAAAGGGGAUCGAGAGCUUGAGCCGACUCUUAACGCCAGUGGCCAGCGGUUAUGAAUUUGAGCUGUACAGCGGUAGUGCAGCAAAACAUGACAAGGAGCAGGAAAGCCAAGCCGAAGGUGAAAGCGAAAAAGGAGAGAGCUCAGAUGCAGAAGAAGUCCAUGUCAAGCAGUGUAAGAGGGUGUGUGAGGACCCCAUGACAUACGAGCAGUGCGCAGUUCCUCGAUGCGACUAUAAAAUGGGAACCAUCAAGGAUUUGUGCAUCUAUUUAUGUAAGCACCAGACCCCUGUGUGUAGACAAGAAUGUGAGUAAGGUAUACCUUAACAAACCUCAUUUUGCAAUGUGAAUUAUUCAUAAGGUUUUGUCUCGGUUUCAUUACGAGGCUCUAAGUGGAAGCCUGUGGAAUUUGGCCUUUCUAGGCCCUAGGCCCUGAAGUAAUUUGUUUGUUAAAUUCGCUAUUGAGGGCCUGGGGCCUGAGAUGGGGUAAAUCUAAUGUAAUGAUAGUGUUAUAUCGCUGGCUUAUAGCCUUUUCAUUCUUACUGUUACGAAAUUUAUCUUCUGACUUUAUUAAUUCCCACAGACGGAUCUCCUAAACUUGCAUGUCAAACGUAUGCCAUUAAGCCGUAGCAUUAGCUACAAGAUACAACAAAAAUAAUAACGGAAUUGGCACGGAAGUGUAUUUUGAGGGAGUUAAACAAGCAAGAUAUUGCCUUUUUAUCUCCUUUUCAAACACGUCAGACAAUUUUCAUUAACACAAGCAAACAAUUUACAGCAGAACUGCAAUUUAAGUGUUCAAUAUAGACUGCCAAAUGGAGCCUUACACUGAAUAACGAACGUUAAACUUUUGAGUAAAACACGCUUCGAAGUUUGAGGCCGUGAUAUCUCCGGAGAAGUUCACCAUCUUGAUAGGUGUAAGCACCAAAGUUUUCCUACAACUUGUUAUCAACGGCUCAUUUUGCAGCUCACAAAAUGAGUGAAUUUGGUCGUCUUUUUAAAUCAGACGUAAAGGCAAACGAAAAACCCUUGUUACUUAAACAAAACAUAAUAAUAACGGUACUAUUCGACAACGCUUGCUCACAAAAUAAUGAGAGGUAGAAAAAUUAUUAGUUCUUGAGGCUAUGUGCUUAAAAUAAAGAUAAAAAUUAAAUAUAAUCGGUAUCAAAACCGAGCUUUGGGUCAUCAAACCCACGAUCGUUCAGUUUUAAAGGGGUUGCAUUCGACAACCACCUGUUAAUGUUUAUCGGGUGGUCUAAAAUAUAUAAAACCGUCACCCAUGGUGGCUCUCUGUAGUUAUUGAACGACCUGGGUACAAAACUUUGAAAUGAUUUGUUGUUUUCGUAUGCGAAAUAUGUAAAAGUAACGCAGUCAAAAACAUUGAGGUUUUUUACACCUAGAUUUCUUACUUUUAAAGACUAAGGAGUUAUCGUUAUAAUGACUUAAAGACCCUUUGACGGGAAUACGUAAAUGGUGAGAAUACGUAAAUGGCGGGAAUACGUAAAUGGCGGGAAAAGACAAACGGCGACAAGCGAACUAAUUCUUGGUCCCACAUUCCUCUUGUCAUUGAAAGAACGAGUCAAUCUGGUGACAAGAAUGACCCAAUAACGGUUAGGGUCCAGGUCUCUUCGAUAAAUUCCUAGACUUAAUUAGAAAUAUAACAUAAAUUAGAAUACACUACAAGAGGUUUUAGAAAUACUCUUGGAAAUAAAGUUGUUCAGAUUAAGAUGCAA